This is a messenger RNA of Linnemannia hyalina, 1875 nucleotides long. The record is from the annotation of a GenBank genome assembly. Lineage: Eukaryota; Fungi; Mortierellomycota; Mortierellomycetes; Mortierellales; Mortierellaceae.
AUGCGCAUCAAUUUCGCCCCCGUGAUUCUUACAUUGGCCGUCGCCAGCUCAGUCUAUGCUGCCCCUGCACCUGCUCAUCUGGCCAAGCGAAACUGGGUCUCCGACAAGCUGAAGGAUCUCGUUGAGAAGGCCCUCAACACUCUUGAGUGUGGUGCUUGCACGGCUGCUUUGGUCGGGGUCAAGGACGUCGCCUGGUUGAACAAGAACUGGGUCAUCGAUGCCUUGUCCGACAUUUGCCCCAAGGUGUCCAAGCUCACCCCUGAAGUCUGCACAGGCUCUGUCAAGCUGGAAGGCCCUGCUCUGUUGGAUGCCCUUCUCAAGGCUGACCUCCUCAGCGGUGAUGCGAAGUUUAUCUGCUACCAAGUGGCCGGUAUCUGUGCACCACCAUCUAUCUCUUCUGGAUCCCUUAAGUUCCCUAAGCCAAGACCUGCCAAUGCUGUCCCCCCUGCAUCCAGCGGCAAGCUGAUCGAUGUUCUCCACCUAUCCGACUGGCAUGUGGACGCCGGAUACAUCCCCGGCUCCGAAGCUGAGUGCGACCAACCCCUGUGCUGCCGCAAGCACAGCAACUCGCCCGCAGUCCCCAAGCGCAAGGCCUCAACUUGGGGCGACUACCAUUGCGAUGUUCCCAUCAAGCUGGGCCAGAACAUGAUGACCUACGUCCCCACCGUUGCCAACGUCUCCUUUGGUAUCUUGACCGGCGAUGUCCCCCCUCACGACAUCUGGGCCCAAACCCAACAGACAGUUGUCCCCCAGACCGCCAACGCCUACGGUGUCAUGGCCACCCUCGGAACCAAAAUCUACCCGACCAUCGGAAACCACGAGGCCGGCCCGUCCAACCUCUACCCUACCACUUCUUCGGGCGGUAGUGUCCAGUGGUUGUACAACAGCCUGGCCGACGACUGGUCCCGCUGGCUCCCAGCCGAGGCAGUCAGCUCUGUCAAGUCCAACUAUGGUGCCUAUAAUGUCAGCCCCGCCCCCGGUCUUCGUAUCAUCUCCCUUAACACCAACUUCUGCUACAACAUGAACUUCUACCUCUACGCCGAGAUCUCCGACUACGACCCCAACGGUGAACUCAAGUGGCUCGUUGUCCAGCUUCAGGCUGCCGAGGAUGCCGGUGAGCGCGUCUGGAUUAUUGGUCAUGUCAGCCCUUCCAUGACCAGCUGCAUCAUGAACUGGUCCAGCCUCUACUACCAAGCCGUCCAGCGCUACUCGCCCCAUGUCAUUGCCGAGCAGUUCUUUGGACACUCCCAUUACGAUGAAUUCGCCCUCUCCUACGGACCAGGCGCCAAGACUGCCCAGAACGCCAUCGCAACCGCCUGGAUCGGACCCUCCACCACCACCUACACCAACCUCAACCCCGGUUUCCGUACCUACAAGGUCGACACCAAGUCCUGGAACAUCUUUGACUCUCAGACCUACAUCGCCGACAUGAACCUCGCUCCCACCUGGGACGCGACCGGCGCAACUCCCAACUGGCACCUUGAGUACUCAGCCCGUCAAACCUACUCGGCCUAUGUCCCCAUCGCUGACGACAAGCCCCUGAGCGCCAGCUGGUGGCACGACGUUACCAAGGCCUUCGAGACCAACCCAGCCGCCUUCCAGACCUACUGGAAGCUCCGUAGCAAGUCUUCCGGUCUCCAACUCGCCUGCCCUGCUGGCGGCCCUUGCCCCGCCGAGAUGAUUUGCAACCUCCGCGCCGGCAAGAGCUCCGACUCUUGCACAAAGAUCGCUCUUAAGCUCUCCAGACGCAGCGACGUCGACAGUGAGGUCACCCCCGUUGCAGCUGUUAUUGCGGGUGCCAACCGUAUCCUCAAGCGUUCCGAGCCUGCUGCCGCCGCCCAGAGCAACCUCUGGAACGAGAACCUCUGCAUUUAA